Messenger RNA from Menidia menidia (Atlantic silverside), 1242 nucleotides. The record is from the annotation of a GenBank genome assembly. NCBI's taxonomy places the organism in Eukaryota, Metazoa, Chordata, Actinopteri, Atheriniformes, Atherinopsidae.
CUGCCCCCGAUUCCUCCCCGAGCCCACAGACGUUCUCCUCCUCACGGAGGAGAACCAGGACCUGCCGGACCUGUUGGCACGGUAACGGGAUCCCGGUGUGAGCGGGCCGCCCGGCCAUUAGAGGUGCCAAACGGCCAGCCGGUGGGGAACGAGAGGGGAAGGGGAAGAGGUGGAACCAGGAGAACUAGGAACCAGGAGGAGGUGAAACCAGAAAGAGGUGGAACUGGAAGGAGGAGGUUGAACCAGAAGGUGGUGGAACCAGGAGGUGGAACAAGGAGGAGGUGGAACCAGGAGGAGUUGGAACCAGAAGGUGGUGGAAUUAGGAAGUGGUGGAACCAGGAGGAGGUAGAACCGGGUGGAGUUAGAACCGGGAGGGGGUGGAACCAGGAGGAGGUGGAACCAGGAGGAGGUGGAACCAGGAGGAAGUGGAACCAGGAGGUGUUGGAGCCGGGAGGAGAUGGAACCAGAAGGUUGAGGUUUUCCCGGGAUGCAGUCUCUGUUGAGGCUUUCCCGGGAUGCAGUCUCUGUUCGGGGGCGGCGAGCUGGGGCUGCUGGGGGGGGGGCGGCGAGGGCGGCGGCCUGAAGGAGGACGGCUGCGGCAGCAUGGCCUGGAGAGCCUCGCCCCUCCCGCCCGAGGACGUGUACUCGGCCUCGCACUUCGCCCUCAUCACCGCCUACCAGGACAUCAAGACCAGGCUGGGCAGCCUGGAGCGGGAGAACUCCAGCAUCAAGAGGAAGCUCAAGAUCUACGAGAUCAAGUUUCCGAUGAUCAGCGAAUUCGGAGAGGACACCAACUCCUACUGCUCCUUUGAGAGCAAAGAGACGGCGCUGCUGCAGUCAGAAAAUGGAAACCUGCAGCAGAGGGUCAACUGCCUGACCCACGAGCUCCAGAAGAGGAAGGACAGGGAGGAGCAGCUGGAGGACGUGAUCAAAGCCUACGAGAAGAUCCACAUGGAGAAGAGCAACCUCCAGAGGGAUCUGGACAAGAUGACCAGCCUGGUGGAGAAACACGUGGAGCGGAUCCUGGGCCUGGAGUCGGCUCUGAGGCAGAGGGACAACUCCCUCCAGAAGCUCAACAUGCAGCUGCACAGCAAAGACAUGCAGUACCUGCAGCUCCACGCCGGCCCCGACACGCACACUCUUCAGAUUUACACCUCCUGUGAUUCCCGUCUGAAGCAGAUUACCUGGGAGACGUCCAGGAAACCUCCAGAUCUGGAGCCUGAAACCCUCCAGGAUGACUAA